CACAUAAGCAUAAAUCUCAUAAAUCCAUGCGACAAUGGCAUCCCCAUAAACCCCAUACCCACCCAUUCCAGUGAAACAAUCACAGCUUUGAAUUAUUUGUUGAAAAAAUCUGAUGAUUAAGGCAAUAAAAUGGAAUUAAAUGAAAAGUGGUGUAUUUUUCGGUAUUUAUAAAACGGAAAACGAAAAAGAAAUGUAUCAAAUUAUUUUCAAACGUACCUGAUUUUGAAUAAGUUUGUCAGUUUUGUGACGUUAUGAAACAGUUAUUUUACGGUGAUUGUUGACAAGAAAAACCAAAUUUAUACCGAUAGUUAACAAUAAAUAUCAUGAGAAAUGAUGAAUGAAAAUAACAAAGCGAGUAACUCAAAUGAAACAGGCACUUUCCAGGAAAGGAGGAAUCUGUCCAACUGUAACAGUGGUGCGGUUGUGAAAACAGAGUGGGAUCAUCGAAUGAUGGAAGAGGUUUUACGAUCCUUGAAUGAGUGCAAUGUCAUUCGGUACGCAUCCUAUAGGACAGCGUCCAAGAUGCAAGUUCUACAUAGAAGUCUGAACAUGCAAUGUGUGCAGUUGGAGUUGAUAGCAGGCGUUUUCGAACGCCAUAGAUUAUCAGUGACAGAGAAUUCUGUAACAUUAGAUGUACACGAAGUGGAAGAUGUAUUGUCUGAUAUAUAUUUUGCGGCGCAAAAAGAAGGAAGCGCCAGUUUUAGUGUAGACCUCGCCACGAAAUUAGCAGUCAACUACAUAUUUAGAACUUUUAAUAAGAGUUACGAAGAUAAUAUCUUGGUAUUUUCGGUAAAAGUAGCUUUAACUUUGGUGAGCUCUGCUAAAUUAGAAGAGAAGUAUGGCUAUUUAUUUCACCAACUUGCUGAUCAUAACGCUUGUUUGUCGGAAGCUGCAUUGCUCACAUUACUAUCAAACAUUUGCAAAGUAACUGAGAUGCUGGGCGAGAGUGUAGCUUACGGAAAUCAUCUUAUACGUUCGAGUGUUGAAAACUGUUUUAGAGAGUCUCAAGGAUGUCUUGGAGUAACUGAAGCAGAAUUUGCGAGAUGGUUGAUGGAAGAGCCACCCUUAUUGACAUGGAUUUCAACGCUGAAUCGGAUGAAGUCGGCAGAAAACAUUGUUCACAAUAUUAAAUGCUCCUCUUGCAAAUCAACCCCAGUCCUUGGACCUCGAUAUUCGUGCUUGAGGUGUGCUGGUUAUCACCAAUGCCAAACGUGUUUCUUAUUUGGCAAAAUGUCGGGAAAACACAAGUUAAAACAUCCAGUUCGUGAGUAUUGUAUAAAGACUACUAAUAAAGAGGUGACGAAACUAAUUAUUGAAUUAAUACGAAACAAACUAAUGCUGUGUCCAACUCGAUCUGUCAUGAGUGCUUUGGAAGAUUCUUCGCCCGAUGCUGAUCUCAACCGUAAGAAAGCUUUCGAUACCAUAUCAGUGAGAAGCACAAUUAAGCGGAGAAUAUGCAAAGAUCCUCAGAAAGAGCUGCAGAGUAUUAUCAGUCGACUAGAAGAAGAAAACAGACAAUUGCAGUCAGAACUACAAGAAAUAAGUGGCGCUAAAGUCGAGAGGUUACAACAUCAUAGGGUUGCCAUCCAAUCUCAGUUAGAGCGUCUUAAAGUCUUAAAGAAUCAUCUUUUUGAACAAACUCCACCCCAUGCUAAUUUAGUACAAAGUACUCCUAUGGUACAUCCAACUUCAUCACGAGUCACGCCUCUUCCUUUGGCCUUUGCACUGAGUCCUAUUAUUCAUCAAGGAAGUGUAGGACAACACGAUGAUGAAAUGUUAUAUAACAAUAAAGAAUCAUCGAGCCGACAUACUACUGGUAGAACAUCCACUGAUUCGGCGUUUAAUGAUUUGUCGGAACGUUCACGAAUUGAGUUAAGCACUUGGAUUGGAGGAGGUAAAAGUGAUUUUACUCCACGUGAUAGUGGCUUUUCUCAGUGGCUGGGACCGAAAGAUGAAAGCAGCAAUAAAGGAUACAAACUUACGGAAAAAGCGAUUGCCGAUAGCAGUUUUAUGUUGUCCGGUAAUUCGAAUUAUUUUCCAGCAGUCAAUAUGCCCCGCGAUAACACACUUUACUCCCUUCAGCGACCCGACAAACACUCCCAACACAGCAGCCUUCAAAAUAUUCAAGGAGAUCUCAGUGACAUUUUGGACAGAUUGCAAAAUAUGGUAGCGAACGAUUGUUUGCUCGAUGAGACUUUCAGUGCCGACAAUAACUGCGAAUUGAAACGUGCUGCAACUGAAAUGGAAGAUUUAUUAACAGGAUUAAUUGAAGGUAUGGAAUCUCGUAAAACUAAACUCACAACGAUCGUGUAAAACUCGAUUUUAUUUUUGUGUUCGUAUAAUCGAUCUUAUAUAUUCAAAAAAUAUAUAAAUAGUCAAGAAGAUAUUA
Molecule: messenger RNA, 2389 nt
Organism: Belonocnema kinseyi
Lineage: Eukaryota; Metazoa; Arthropoda; Insecta; Hymenoptera; Cynipidae
Product: dystrophin-1-like
Exons: 12
Coding region: 331-2313 (660 amino acids)
Biological process (GO): synaptic signaling
Cellular component (GO): plasma membrane
Molecular function (GO): zinc ion binding
Source: RefSeq, a predicted model, not a curated record